Molecule: messenger RNA, 549 nt
Organism: Rhagoletis pomonella (apple maggot)
Lineage: Eukaryota; Metazoa; Arthropoda; Insecta; Diptera; Tephritidae
Gene: RpS17
Product: 40S ribosomal protein S17
Exons: 3
Coding region: 101-499 (132 amino acids)
Biological process (GO): translation
Cellular component (GO): ribosome
Molecular function (GO): structural constituent of ribosome
Source: RefSeq, a predicted model, not a curated record
ACAUGGUAUAACAAAAGCUGACUGGUGUGAAACAUACCAAGCAUCACUGUCUACAGCUGGCAUGUCAAGAUUUAUGUUCUCUUCCGGUUAAGCGUUCACCAUGGGUCGCGUCAGAACUAAAACGGUUAAAAAAGCCGCUAAGGUCAUCAUUGAAAAGUACUACACACGUUUGACUUUAGAUUUUCAUACCAACAAACGUAUUUGUGAAGAAGUCGCUAUAAUUCCUACAAAGCCACUAAGGAAUAAAAUUGCAGGCUAUGUUACACAUUUGAUGGGCCGUUUGCGUCACUCUCAAGUUCGUGGUAUUUCCAUUAAGUUGCAAGAAGAAGAACGUGAACGCCGCGACAAUUACGUACCUGCUGUGUCUGCAUUAGAGCAGGACAUCAUAGAAGUUGAUUCUGAUACAAAAGAAAUGCUGAAGCUAUUGGACUUCCAUAAUAUUCGUGGACUGCAGCUUACACAGCCGUCUACGGGUGGAACAUUUAACAGGAGAAAUUAAUGUUUGUGUUUGACGAAAGUUGAAAUACAUCUUCAGUAAAACCGCCCGUA